Molecule: messenger RNA, 708 nt
Organism: Penicillium hordei
Lineage: Eukaryota; Fungi; Ascomycota; Eurotiomycetes; Eurotiales; Aspergillaceae
Product: uracil phosphoribosyltransferase
Exons: 3
Coding region: 1-708 (235 amino acids)
Source: RefSeq, a predicted model, not a curated record
AUGUCUCUCCCAUCAAAUGUCCACGUCUCCUCUCACCCCUGUCUCCAAGCCAAGCUCUCCCUAAUCCGCUCAUCUUCCACUACCCCACGCGAGACAAGAGGCUUGGUUCAUGAUCUUGCCAACAUCCUAGGCGUGGAAGCCUUCUCGGGGUUGAAGGUAGUCAAAACAGGAACGGACACCACCCCCCUCGGAAUCGAGUAUGAAACCCAAGGCAUUGACCCAGCAGACCUAGCUUUAGUGCCAAUCCUCCGGUCUGGUCUAGGAAUGGUUGAUGCCUUAAACGACCUCCUCCCAACCCCAGUCCCAGUCUACCACCUGGGCCUGUUCCGCGAAAAGGUCUCUCUCCAACCCGUAGAAUAUUACAACAACCUCCCCUUCCACCGGUCGGAGCUGUCGCCAGCCUCUCCAGCCUCCCUGAACCCAACUACCAACACCGCAGCUGCAAGCCUGGCUGUGUUGGUGGACCCAGUUAUCGCUACUGGUGCAACGGCCGAGGCAGCGAUCCAAUUGCUCCGUGAUUGGGGUGUGAAGAAGGUUAUUAUGCUUAGCUUGCUUGCUUCGGAAGAGGGGGUCAAGCGUGCUGCGGGGACUUGGAGUGAGGUUGAGGUUUGGGUUGGUGGUAUUGAUAAGGGUGUUGAUGAGAAGGGCAUGAUUGUCCCUGGCAUUGGAGAUAUUGGUGAUCGGUUGUUUGUUGCUAUUGGGAAGUAG